AUGCGCAAUCUUAGCCUUUUCCUAACCGCGGGCGUUCUGGCGGUGCAAGUCGCCGGCAGCAGCUGGCUCCCGGGUCAGCGCGCAGUGUAUAACAAGUGGCACGAGACCGAGCUUGAGAGGUGGCUUUCUGACCACGGCAUUCCGCACCCCAAGCCGGCGGACCGAAAAGACAUUGAGGAUCUCGUCGAGAAGAACUGGAACGACUACGUUGUCGAGCCCUACCGCAAAUGGAGCCCUUCGGAGCUCAGCGCUUUCCUUGUCGCUCGAGGCAAGGAUGCCAAGGCAGGUGCUGAUGAGACUGUCGAUAGUCUGAUCGAGAGCGUCAAGGCCAACUGCCAGCUCAAGGCGCUUUGUGAUAAGCAGGGCAUUCCUGUUCCUGCCACCAGCAACCGCGAUGCCCUCCUCGCCAAGGCCCGCCGCGGCUUUGAGGUCGGCUCCAAGGCGGCAGGCGAGACUCUCUCCUACCCCGGCGACUGGCUCUACGAAUCUUGGUCGGACUCUGAUUUCAAAAAGUGGCUUGACACCAAUGGCAUUCCCGCUCCCCAGCGCUCCAACCGUAAUGCCCUGGUUGCUGCCGUUCGCCGCAACUCUCACCUUGCCUACCUCAAGGCCCAGGAACAAGAGUCCAAAGCUCGCGCCCAGGCCAAGUCUGCCUAUGCCAAGGUCACCGAUCAAGUGAUUGAUGCUUGGAGCGAGUCCGACUUGAAGAAAUUUGCGGAUGAGAACGGCAUCUCGGUUCCCCAGGGCACCAGACUCAACGAGUUCCGCGCCGCCGUUCGCCAGCACCGUGCCGAGAUUAUGGGCACUGACGUGCACGGCAAGGCCUCCAAGGCUUUCGGCGCUGCCACCACCCGCGCCAGCAACGAGUAUGCCAAGGCUAGCGAGGACGCCACCCUGAUCGCCCAGAAGGCCUUUGAAGAUGCUUCCAACACUUGGUCCGAAAGUCGCCUCAAGUCCUACUUGGAUGCUCGCGGCAUUCCUGUACCCCAAAACUCGAACCUUGACAGCCUCCGCGCCCUGGCGCGCAAGCACUCGCACAAGGCUGCCUCCGGCUGGACGGCCUGGACCUUUGAUGACUUUGACAAGGCGACCCUACAGAAGUACCUGCAGAAGCACGGCGACAAGGCUGCCAAGGCUGCCGCGAAGAAGACCGAUGCCACUCGCGACGAGCUUGUCAAGACUGCCCAGUCUGCCUACGCUAAGGCCGAGAAGAAGGGUGGUGAGGAGUACGAGGCGGCCAAGAAGUACGGUACAGAGCUCAGUAACGAGGCCAAGGACAAGAUCUUCGAGGCAUGGUCCGAGUCGGAUAUGAAGGCGUACCUCGAUAGCUACGGUGUCCCUGUUCCUCAGGGCUCCAAGCUGGAUGAGCUGAAGGCGCUCGCCCGCAAGCAGUGGACCUACUUCAAGUACGGCACGACGACACCCCAGGGCACCCUUCUCGCCCAGGUUGAGGACGUCCUCGCCAACGGCCUGAGCUGGCUCCAGAAGCAGAUCCGUGUCGGCUCCGAGGCUGCUAAGGAGAAGGCUGGCGAAGCUGAUGCUGCUGCUCGCAAGAAGGCCGCGAAGGUGCAGGAGGAACUGUAG
Akanthomyces muscarius is the source of this 1584-nucleotide messenger RNA. RefSeq lists its product as uncharacterized. The record is from RefSeq and is a predicted model, not a curated record. Bases 1 to 1584 code for a protein of 527 amino acids. The transcript is spliced from 4 exons. Lineage: Eukaryota; Fungi; Ascomycota; Sordariomycetes; Hypocreales; Cordycipitaceae.